CGGGGCUGCGGCCGUGCCAGCGCCGUCCCUGCGCCCUUCCCUGCCGGCCCUGGCACAGCCCUACCGCCGGGGCCGGCCUUCCCCUCCCCGGGGGCUCGGGAACCCGGCGGAUUUCCCGGCGGCGGCAGGGCGCUCCCAGGAGCUGAUGGAGUUGUGGUAGCUAGCUCCGGAGGGGCUGGAAGGAGCAUGGUUAAACACCAACCCCUGCAGUACUACGAGCCCCAGCUAUGUCUGUCCUGUCUGACCGGGAUCUACGGCUGCCGCUGGAAACGGUACCAGCGGUCACAUGAUGACACCACCAAGUGGGAGCGCCUCUGGUUCCUCAUCCUCACCUCGUCCUUCUUCCUCACCCUGGUCUGGUUUUACUUCUGGUGGGAAGUUCACAACGACUACAAUGAAAUCAACUGGUUUUUAUAUAACCGAAUGGGAUACUGGAGUGACUGGUCCAUUCCAAUCCUUGUAACAACUGCUGCUGGCUUUACCUACAUUACAAUGUUACUGAUCCUGGCUCUGUGUCACAUCGCCGUGGGACAGCAGAUGAACCUGCACUGGCUGCACAAGAUUGGCCUGGUGACAACCUUGAUAACUACUGUGGUGACCAUGUCAUCGAUAGCGCAGCUUUGGGACGACGAGUGGGAGAUGGUAUUUAUUUCAUUGCAGGCCACAGCCCCUUUCUUGCAUAUAGGAGCCUUGGCAGCUGUCACAGCCCUGUCGUGGUUGGUGGCGGGGCAGUUUGCACGGACAGAGAAAGCCACUUCCCAGAUGCUGAUGUUCACUGCGUACCUGGCAGUUGUAGUUGCACUUUACCUCGUCCCCCUCUCCAUCUCCUCCCCCUGCAUCAUGGAGAAGGCAGCCCUGGGACCCAAGCCAGCCAUCCUGGGGCACCGUGGGGCGCCGAUGCUGGCACCAGAAAACACUCUGAUGUCCUUCCAGAAGGCAGUGGAGCAGAAGGUGUCCGGAGUCCAGGCUGAUGUGGUACUGAGCUACGAUGGGGUGCCCUUUCUGAUGCAUGACAAGACUCUCAGGAGAACAACAAACGUGGAGGAGGUGUUUCCAGAGCGGGCCUACGAGCACUCCUCCAUGUUCAACUGGACGGACCUGGAAAAGCUCAACGCUGGGGAGUGGUUCCUGCAGAAUGACCCUUUCUGGACAGCGGGGUCUCUCUCAAGGGAUGACUACCUGGAGGCUGCCAACCAGUCAGUCUGCAAGCUGGAAGAUAUGCUGGAGGUGAUCAAGGACAACACAUCCCUCAUCCUGAACUUCCAGGACCUGCCAGCAGUUCAUCCCUACUACAGCACUUACAUCAACAUCACCCUGGAAACCAUCCUGGCAUCGGGAAUUCGGCAGCAGGCUGUGAUGUGGCUGCCAGACACGGAGAGGCAGCUGGUCCGACAGGUUGCUCCAGGUUUCCAGCAGACUUCUGGCCUCAAGCUGGACGCAGAGCGCCUGAGGGAGAAGGGCAUCGUGAAGCUCAACCUGCGGUACACCAAGGUCACCAACGAGGAUGUCAGGGACUACGCCACGGCCAACCUGAGCGUCAACCUGUACACGGUGAACGAGCCCUGGCUGUUCUCCAUCCUGUGGUGCGCCGGCGUCCCCUCGGUCACCUCCGACAGCUCCCACGUCCUCCGCAAGGUGCCUUCCCCCAUCUGGCUCAUGCCUCCAGACGAGUACCACCUAAUCUGGAUCACGUCUGAUCUCAUUUCAUUUCUCGUAAUUGUAGGAGUUUUUAUAUUCCAGAACUAUCACAUGAUCAGGUGGCGCCUGGGAAGCAUCAGGACUUACAACCCGGAGCAGAUCAUGCUCAGUGCUGCCGUCCGCCGCUCCAGCCAGGACGUCAAGAUCAUGAAGGAGAAGCUGAUCUUCUCAGAGAUCAACAACGGCGUGGAGACCACGGACGAGCUGUCCUUCUGCUCCGAGAACGGCUAUGCCAACGAGAUGGUGACGCCCACGGGCCACCGGGACACCAAGCUCCGGAUCAACUGAGGGCUCUGCUCCGGCCCCGCGCACCGCGGCAGUGAGAGCCGUGCUCUCCUGCUUCCCGUGGGAUGGGGACCUCUGAGGAACUGCUGGUCGGGCAGAAACCCCGUCCCACUCCCCACCACUGGCUGCUCCACCUCCCUGGUUGUGAGGCUGGGGGGCUUAUUUUUGUAAAUAUGUAGAAAAUCUG
Molecule: messenger RNA, 2170 nt
Organism: Hirundo rustica (Barn swallow)
Lineage: Eukaryota; Metazoa; Chordata; Aves; Passeriformes; Hirundinidae
Gene: GDPD5
Product: glycerophosphodiester phosphodiesterase domain containing 5
Exons: 17
Coding region: 187-1986 (599 amino acids)
Biological process (GO): lipid metabolic process; positive regulation of neuron differentiation
Cellular component (GO): plasma membrane
Molecular function (GO): glycerophosphodiester phosphodiesterase activity
Source: RefSeq, a predicted model, not a curated record